AAUGACACCGAACUAUCCAUCAAUCUCAACAUUCUUUGAAAUUCAUUACAUUUCUCAAUUCUUUAUGUUUGUGCAGCUCAAUUUGUGUCCACAAGAUAACAGGGCAGUUGUCAAUCAACCAAUGAAUGGACAAAGUGGGAAAAAACUAUUUGCCGUUAGACAAAUUCUACGCAAGUUGACAAACAAAAUGGAAGCAUGGAGAAGAACAUGAGAAAUGCUUCUUGUUACUCUCGGAAUCUUCACUUAGAUCAGGUUUAUUGCUUUGUUAGAGCAGUAGAGGUGAUUGAUCAAAGAAAAGUUGGAUAUUUUGGUCUUGCUGAUUUCCUAUUUUUUGAGGUGUCUGACUGAAAGUACAUGUUGUUUGGAGGAAUGAAUGAAAGAUUAUAGAAUGGAUGAUGGGGAGGUAGAGCUUUCGGAUCAUGUUUUGUUACCGGAUCCCGGUACUUCUGGAAGUUUGCAGUGUUCUGGGUCUGUGGAUUCACUUCUUGAUGAAUUAUUGAAGAAUACGAGAACGUGUACUCACACUCACACUUGCAACCCUCAUGGCCCCGAUGCAAUCCAUACACAUACAUGCUACCACACACACACCCAAGUCAUUGCUUCUGAAGAAGAUGAUAACCCAGACAAUAGAGAGCAUUCAAGAAAAAGGCCAGCAGGAAAUAGGGAAGCAGUUCGAAAGUAUAGGGAAAAGAAGAAGGCGCAUACGGCUUACUUAGAAGAGGAAGUAAAGAAAUUGCAUUUGUUGAACCAGCAGCUGGUGAGGAAAAUACAACGGCAGGCAAUUCUUGAAGCCGAGGUUUCGAGGCUAAGAAGCAUUCUGGUGGACCUGAGGGGAAAGAUCGACACUGAGUUGGGUGUUUUUCCAUUCCAAAACCAUUGCAACACCACCACUGUUUUGAAGGAAGGUGAGUGUGGAGCGCAGUCCACUGGUGGGCUAAUGAAUCUACAGUGUCAGGCAGAUUUAGCAUGCUUCCAUACCCCUACAAUAGUAAAUUGUCAAGCUAACACAAAUAAUACGGCAAAUGCUGAAGGGCAUGCAAUGGACAUGGUGGAAGCCUUCCUGCCAUCUGCCUCUCAAGCUCAUUAACUAGAGGGAAAGACAAUAUCUGUAAGCUCUUCAGCUCUUUUGAUCUUACUGCAUCAAGAUAUGUUGAAGUUGGGAAUAAUGAUCGUGUAUACUAAUAAGGAUAUAGGACUUAGAAUGUUGAGUGCCACACAGAGUUGUAUAUACGUGUUGCGCUUAAUACAACUUCAGCCAAAAAGGACUAUUACCAUCUUUUGUUUUGAUUGUCUGAAUAGAUUGUAUGAUGAAUUAGAUUGCAAAUAUUACUUUCCUGUUCUCUCUUAA
Messenger RNA from Populus trichocarpa (black cottonwood), 1348 nucleotides. Its product is annotated as basic leucine zipper 23. The transcript is spliced from 2 exons. Gene Ontology annotation, molecular function: DNA-binding transcription factor activity, RNA polymerase II-specific; RNA polymerase II cis-regulatory region sequence-specific DNA binding. The record is from RefSeq and is a predicted model, not a curated record. The coding region runs from base 374 to 1087 and encodes 237 amino acids. Lineage: Eukaryota; Viridiplantae; Streptophyta; Magnoliopsida; Malpighiales; Salicaceae. Gene Ontology annotation, biological process: regulation of transcription by RNA polymerase II; DNA-templated transcription.